AUGCUGACCGCACGGCAGAGUUCUUCGUUCGACGCAUCAGCUUCUUCUUCCGUUAUGGAAAGUUAUGGAGAUACGGAUACAAUAAUAGUGAAGAAUUAUGUGAAAGAUUUAUUGAAGUCUCGUAUUUUUCUUGGUCGAUACUUAGAAAGGAGAUUAAUUAGUCAACGCACUAGCUAUCGCGAUAUAGUUCUUUUAAGUGCUGCUGAAAUUGAACUUAAACGGGAUUUAUUAGAAGUUCAAACAAAACUACGAAAUGUUUGUACCGAUCAGCACUGGAUUGGUAUUACAAGUUCAGAAUUUCUUGGAUACAAUACUGGAGUCUGUAUAUGGACAGAGAUUGAUAAUCAACCAUUUGGAGCAUUUUGGUUUCAAAUUAAAAGUAUCAAGUUCAGAGCUGAUGAAGUUAUGUUGACAUUGAAAUGUAUAAGGCAUAUUUCGGAUUCUUUUCUAGAACUAGAACCUAUACUAACAGGUGCAAUAAAAAAUAGUGUUGAAAAUACAGAAACUAAAUUUGAUAAUAGUUUAGAAUCAUUAAAAGAAUCAUAUGAUGAUAUAGUACACAAUUUAAAAAGUGCAAUAUCAAUAAAAAAUCUAAAAGAGUUUGUAACAUUCUUGUUUGCAUUUGUUAUUGCUGUUUUUACCGGUAGCACAGCUUUUGUAAAUUUUCUGGGUAAUUUCAUAUUAGCUUUAAUUCGGGAAAUGUCAGUAUUGAUAAAAAAUUCAACUCCUAUGUUUUUAGGUGUUUUGGACUUCUUUAGCAAAAUUAUUGGUGGCUUUUAUAUACUUUUAGCUAUGUUCUUUAAACCAAAUACCCCUGUAAGGAUAAAUAAAAGAACUUUGACAUAUAAUGAUCAACCACCAUUAUAUAACCAUUAUAACAGUAGAGACUUUGAUUAA
Parnassius apollo (apollo) is the source of this 897-nucleotide messenger RNA. The record is from the annotation of a GenBank genome assembly. Lineage: Eukaryota; Metazoa; Arthropoda; Insecta; Lepidoptera; Papilionidae.